CAUGGCGGAGGAGGGGGGCAUAAAAUUCCCCAACCGAGAAAUCGCCACGAGCCUUCGAACCCUAGAUGGCCGCCUCCUCCUCCCCCUCCUCCUCCUACUAGGGUAGCCGGGACCGGAUCGGGCGGCGGCGCCGGCGCCGCCGCCAUGGGGUCGUUCAGGCGAUGGGGGGACCUGCCGCCGGACCUGCUCUGCCGCGUCGGGGACCGGCUCGACCUCAAGUGCUACGCGAGCGCGAGAGGGGCGUGCACGGCGUGGCGGUCGGCGCUCGCGCCGCCGUCGCCGGCGCUCGUGGUGCUCUCCGACGCGAGGAUGUGCCCCUCGGCGGCGUCCCUCCCCACGCGCAGGUCGUUCGACCUCGCGGCGAUGCUCACGGGGGCGCGCUGCGUCGGCUCCAGCAACGGGUGGCUCGCCCUGUCCAUCGUGCUCUACGGCGGGCACAGCCUCUUCGUCCUCUUCAACCCGAUCACCACCGCGGAGAUCGUCCUGCCGCCCCUGAUCUACGAGAGCAGGUGGGUCUCCAAGGUCGUCUUCGCGCCCAGCCCCGCCAAGGACGAUUUCGCCGCCGCCGCCAUCUGCGACAUCGACAGGAUCGCCUACGUCACCGCGGGCGCCAGGAGGUGGGCCGUCCUCCCCCCCGUGCGCCUCGUCACCGGGGACCAGCUCACCGACGUCGUCUACCACGACAAAGGUAAGGUCUACUGCCUCACGAGGUGCGGAGACGUGCACCUGCUCCGACUCCCCGAGCGCCGUCGCCGGAAACCCGCCGAUGAGCCAGGGCCCUCAGAACCACCAGAGGAACCAGUACCGCUUUCUGAAUGUGCACUUGGUAUUCGACCUAGGCGCAACCAACCCCACCAGCGCAACCUUCGCAUGAUCUGCUAUGAACAUCUCAGACCGAGGGAUCCAAUGGCGCCAAUGAAGCUCACUGUCUGCUCAGAGACACUUGUCCCUUUCAAUUUUAGGCGGUUCUCAAUUGGACCUCUUGAACCGGAUCUAAAUCCGCCCGCCACGGUCGAGCGAUUGUUGAUGGAAGGCAACCUCCCGUUCGACCCCGCCACCAGCUUCGCUCCGCCCUACAACACUGUGUCUGCUUUCACCAAUGCCAAGAACAUAGUGCUGUGUGAGGGUAACCUGUACCAAAUCUGGAGGAAUGCAAGCUGUACUGUUACCUUGCAGCUGCCUGGAGGUGGUCACCGUCGUGUAUCCGAGAAUGAGAUCUUGGUUCUAAGGUACUACCCCCGUCGACAGCCGUGCUGGGACGCCGUGACAGACCUGGGGGGUUACUCGGUGUUUGUCGGGCGGAACAAUGCUGUGUCAAUGUAUGCUGAGGGUGUGCCUGGUCUGAAGGGCAACUGUGUGUACUGGAUUGGUGGGCGUGGUAGGGAUCAAGGAAUGGUGUUCGACAUGGAAACUGGGAGGUCUACGCCUUGCCUUCCUACGGUUGGCGGCAUACCAGGGCCUCUGCGAAGCACGCUCUGUUGGUUCUUCUUGAGCGACAUGGUGAGCAGCAACAGCAGCAACAAUAGUGGAGGAAGAAGAGUUUAUCAGACCCGGUCAAGGUCCCGGGCGGAACGUGCACAGGAUAUGGAAGAGUAAUGUGUCGCCAAACAGUUUGGCGACAUAGCAAGCUUGACUGAUCACAAUGAUGGAAGUUGAGCUACUUGAGCAGAACUGUGAUCUGAAGGUGCAUAACAAAUGGCAGAGCUGGUGCCUGCUUUGAUGUAGCCUAUUGAUUAUUGCGAUUUGUUUGUUUUCGAAAUCAAUUUUCUCCGCAUAGUUGUGCUUAUGUAUGUCACUCAUAUCAUCCUUAUAUGUUUGUGUCAAGUAAUGGAAUAACCGUUGUCAUCAUCAUCAUCUUGUCGAGCUUGUAUUCAUCAUAUUAUGAUGGAAUAAGAAAAUGGAUUCGGAAGUGUAGAUGUUCUGAA
Oryza brachyantha (malo sina) is the source of this 1925-nucleotide messenger RNA. RefSeq lists its product as uncharacterized. The transcript has a single exon. The annotation marks the transcript as partial. Gene Ontology annotation, molecular function: protein binding. NCBI's taxonomy places the organism in Eukaryota, Viridiplantae, Streptophyta, Magnoliopsida, Poales, Poaceae. The record is from RefSeq and is a predicted model, not a curated record.